UGCAAUGGCCCAUCUGGAGUCUGAGCCCGAGGAAGAAUGCCUGAGGGAGGACUUGAAGUUUUACUUCAUGAACCCUUGUGAAAAAUACCGAGCCCGACACCAGAUCCCAUGGAAACUAGGUUUGCAGAUUUUGAAGAUACUCAUGGUCACCACACAGCUUGUUCGUUUUGGGUUAAGUAACCAGUUGGUGGUUGCUUUCAAAGAAGACACCACUGUUGCUUUUAAGCACUUGUUUUUGAAAGGAUAUUCUGGCACAGAUGAAGAUGACUACAGUUGCAGUGUGUAUACUCAAGAGGAUGUCUAUGAGAGCAUAUUUUUUGCUAUUAAUCAGUAUCAGCAUCUAAAGAACGUAUCCUUGGGGACCCUUGGUUAUGGAGAAAAUGAAGACAACAUAAUUGGCUUAAAAAUCUGUAAGCAGCAUUACAAGAAGGGGACCAUGCUUCCUUCCAACGAGACACUGAAUAUUGACAGUGGCGUUGAGACAGGUAAUGCACCGACAGUGGCGUUGAGACAGAUCAUCUAUGACAAUAGAGCUCACAGUGGCAAAAUCAAAAUAUAUUUUGACAGUGAUGCCAACAUCGAAGAAUGCAAAGUCCUGAACAUAUCUGGAUCUACUCAGAAGAACACGCAGUACGUCCUGGUGUUCGAUGCGUUUGUCAUUCUGAUCUGCUUGGCCUCUCUCGUUCUGUGCAGCAGAUCCAUCGUUCUCGCUUUGCGCUUACGCAAGAGAUUUCGGAGUUUCUUCCUGGAGAAGUACCAGCGACGGGUGUGUGAUGCUGACCAAUGGGAGUUCAUCAAUUGGUGGUACGUCCUGGUGAUCAUCAGUGACCUCAUGACCAUCAUUGGCUCUAUCUUAAAAAUGGAAAUCAAAGCAAAAAAUCUCACAAACUACGACCUCUGCAGCAUAUUGCUGGGGACAUCCACACUGUUUGUCUGGGUUGGCGUUAUCAGAUACCUGGGCUAUUUCCAAACAUACAACGUGCUCAUUUUAACCAUGCAGGCCUCACUGCCGAAGGUUCUCCGGUUUUGCGCUUGCGCUGGGAUGAUUUACCUGGGCUACACAUUCUGUGGCUGGAUUGUCUUAGGGCCUUAUCAUGACAAGUUUGAAGAUCUGGGCACGGUGGCCGAGUGUCUGUUUUCUCUGGUCAACGGUGAUGACAUGUUUGCUACCUUUGCUCAAAUCCAGCAGAAGAGCAUCUUGGUGUGGUUGUUCAGCCGCCUCUACUUAUAUUCUUUCAUCAGCCUCUUCAUAUACAUGAUUCUCAGCCUUUUUAUUGCACUUAUUACAGAUUCAUAUGACACCAUUAAGAAAUACCAACAGAAUGGGUUUCCUGAAACGGAUCUUCAGAAAUUCCUGAAGGAGUGCAGUAAUAAAGAAGGGUGUCGAGAAGAGCCCUCCGCCUGCCUGUCCCACUUGUGCUGUCUGCAGAGGAAAGAAAAUGAUGACCACUGGAUACGAUUUAACUAAAAUCCCUGUGCUAAAGACAAGUUUCAGGUGUCCUCAUCCAGAGACAAUGUGGAGGAGGCCCCUGACCAUUUGGAGCAGCACUUACCAAAAAAUACGGACCUGUUAUUUCCUUGUGGACCGGGAAAGAAGAGCGACUGUCAGCUGGCUGACCCUAACAAAGACUCAAAGUUACACUUUUACAGACUCUGGUGGUGAACCGCAGAGCACAGGCUGCGGCUGGGCAUUAGUGCAAUAGAGUCGUGAUGAGGAAAUCCCCUUAUAGUCUUAAUUUAUGACAGGAUACUGAGAUUGUUUUAAAAAUCACAUUAUAGAGUAUACAAAACACCAAUGUUUUAAAGUAAUGCAUUAAAAACUGUAUGCUCACUGUGGCAAACAUAGUCACCUAGAAAGAUUAGCACAAGACUACUCCCGAUGAGAGACUUCCCACACAGCCAACUUUCCCACAACGCUACCCCAGGAUCCACCACCGCUCCUCCCCUUCGUACGUACCCUCUUGUCCCAGGGGUCUGCAAUCGGCUGCAUCUUCUCACAGAACCUGGGAAGCAUUCAGGAAAUGGCCCACGUGGACAUGGGUGCAACUAAGUCCCAAAUCUGAAGUUUACAUGUCUGCCUGUUUCACCCAAAAGGCUUUGGAAGGUGGUGGAAUCAGGGGAUAAGCUGCCGCAGCUCAUCAGAGGUCAGGCAGAGGCCAGCCAGAUGCAGGAUCCAGAGCCAGUGAUGGGAAAGUCCAAGAGUGAAAAGAGGCCUCCCUUGCUUCUGCACAUGCCCAGUUGGGAAAGGGAGUCACAGACACAAAGGAAUUCAGUGGAGGUGUGGUUUUUGUCUUCUGCAGAAACCCCCUCCCUCCCCCUGCUUUAAGUUACAUCCUCUACUAAAAUGGGGUCUUAAAAUAUAUCCCACCUCAAUCCUGCCUAAUUAGUAUAACAAGAUACUCUAAAAUGGGAUCAUCACCACAGGUGUGAAGCCUAUAAUAAAUCACAAGGCAACAAUGGUGCGAAGGGUCAUAUGAAGUCAUUACCUACAUCUCAGUUGUCAAAAGAGUUGUCUCAAAGGUGAUUAUUGGGUUGGAAGACCUACUUAUUCAUAGUCUGCACAGAAAUGAAGUUGGCUACAUUAGGGACUGAGGUGAAGAACCAUUAAGUCAUUUAAAGACCACGGCAUGCAAGUCAACCAGCAACGCCCUCUAGCAGUGGGCAUUUCUUGGCCUGUUUUUCUGUGACUUUUUGUCUUCAGUGUGAUAGGAAAUGACCAUCGCCUUAGUCCCAUUGACUAAUGGACACCCUGCCCAUGUGAAGCACUCAUUGAGAAUUGUAUACAGAUGACACGUGGAAGUAGCAGCGGUCACUCGUUUUAACAAAAGCUCCACUGUGCUGAAGAUUUAACUUUGUCAAGCAAAGAAAUAUGAUUGUGUUUCCCAAAUAAAUCUAUUGUU
This is a messenger RNA of Echinops telfairi (small Madagascar hedgehog), 2900 nucleotides long. RefSeq names its product mucolipin TRP cation channel 2 (gene MCOLN2). The transcript has 11 exons. Gene Ontology annotation, cellular component: plasma membrane; lysosomal membrane. NCBI's taxonomy places the organism in Eukaryota, Metazoa, Chordata, Mammalia, Afrosoricida, Tenrecidae. Gene Ontology annotation, molecular function: NAADP-sensitive calcium-release channel activity. Bases 5 to 1468 code for a protein of 487 amino acids. The record is from RefSeq and is a predicted model, not a curated record.